AUGGGUAGCGGGAGCGUGGGUAUUGGCUUUCGAAUGAAGGACAGCAGCAGCGGCUAUCUGCUGCUGCUGCAGCAGAAGAGCGGCAGCAAGAAGCUGCUGCGUCUGGAUAGAGGAGAAGAGACAACCAUCGCCGAGAGAAGAGACGGCGGCUACGUGCAGGGCGAGUGGCACCGCGUCAGGAUAGAGGCAGCUGGCGGCCGCAUAAAAAUUUGUGUGGGAGAAGAGAAUGAAACUGAGGCGGAGGUGCUCACAGCUCUUGACGAGAGUUUUGUUUCCGGGACGAUCGCUUUCUUUUCUUCGGGGAUGCAGGACGGGGUGUAUUUCGAUGCUCUUUCUGUUGAGGCUGUUGCAUGCAUGCAGCUGCAGCAGCUGCUGCCGCCGCUGCCUCCUUUUUGUUCUGUAUUCGUUGAGAGCUACUUCAGCAGCGUCAGUGCUCUCUACACCAUCAUAGACGGCAGAGACAAAGGAGAAAACACAGGCCGCUGGGAAUACAGAGAGGAAGUGCGGGGCCGUGUGAAGGUGUUGAGUCAGCUGCAUGCAGUCCGCGAUGCAGCAGAAGCCGUGUGGGGCGUGUGUCGGUGGAGUUUCUGGCGGAGUGUUCGUGUGGGGUUGUUGGGAUCGUCUUUUGGUUUGGAUCGACCGAAAACUACGCCACUGUAG
This is a messenger RNA of Eimeria mitis, 660 nucleotides long. RefSeq names its product LCCL domain-containing protein, related. NCBI's taxonomy places the organism in Eukaryota, Apicomplexa, Conoidasida, Eucoccidiorida, Eimeriidae. The record is from RefSeq and is a predicted model, not a curated record. The transcript has 4 exons. The coding region runs from base 1 to 660 and encodes 219 amino acids.